Messenger RNA from Leishmania braziliensis MHOM/BR/75/M2904, 405 nucleotides. RefSeq names its product DNA-directed RNA polymerase II-like protein. Lineage: Eukaryota; Euglenozoa; Kinetoplastea; Trypanosomatida; Trypanosomatidae. Gene Ontology annotation, cellular component: RNA polymerase III complex; RNA polymerase II, core complex; RNA polymerase I complex. The transcript has a single exon. Bases 1 to 405 code for a protein of 134 amino acids. Gene Ontology annotation, molecular function: protein dimerization activity; DNA binding. Gene Ontology annotation, biological process: transcription by RNA polymerase II. The record is from RefSeq and is a predicted model, not a curated record.
AUGGCGGUCCCUCAUGGCAUGCUGAUUUCCCGCAACGACAUCACCCCAGACAGUCUGGUGGACUUGCCGGGGGAUCGUAAGAUUGUGGAGCAGAUCUCCAACACAAUGGCCAAUUCCUCCCUCUUCAAGAUGGAGAAGGAGGACCACACGCUAGCGAACCUCCUGCGCAUGAAGCUGCACGAGUCUCCAUUCGUGCAGAUUGCCGGCUACCGCGUACCGCAUCCCACAAAGCACAACGUGGAGCUGCGCGUGCAGACGGGGUCAAACGGGACGGACACACCAAUUCCUGCCCCGAAAAAGGCGCUGCAAGACGCGAUCGACGGCUGCUUAAAAGAUUUAGAAAUGUUUGAGGAACAGCUGCGGCGCGAGGCACAACUCAAGGGCCUCGAGGCGUCCCCUUCAUGA